This is a messenger RNA of Coregonus clupeaformis (lake whitefish), 905 nucleotides long. Its product is annotated as polymeric immunoglobulin receptor-like. The record is from RefSeq and is a predicted model, not a curated record. The transcript is spliced from 3 exons. The coding region runs from base 62 to 577 and encodes 171 amino acids. NCBI's taxonomy places the organism in Eukaryota, Metazoa, Chordata, Actinopteri, Salmoniformes, Salmonidae.
GAACACAACAUUAUAUCAGGACCUAUAGACACCUGGACCAACCUGGAGAGAACACAACAAGAUGAGGAUCCUGCUGAUAGUCAUCCUCCUCUCCUUCAUGACAGGUUGUUUGAGCUCCUUCAAAGUGACAGGAUACUCUGGAGGAACUGUCAUCAUCUACUGUGCAUAUUCACAUCAGCAGGACGACAAUCAAACAUCUUUCAGUGAUGGUAACAGCAAGGAUACAAUCAGAACUGGAUUGAAGAACACCUGGCAGCACAGUGGUAGAUUCUCUCUGUAUGACAACACUGAAGGAAACGACUUCACGGUGAUCAUCAGACAACUGACUAAACAAGAUGAAGGGACCUACUGGUGUGGAGUGGACAAACCUAUUGCAAUGGGAAGUUACACUGAUGUAGAGCUGAAAGUAGAGGAAGAUGACUGCUGUGAGAAGUCAGUCACGGAGACGGUCUAUCUGGGAGGAGAAGCUACCAUCAGCUGCAACUAUCCAGAGGACCACGAGGACAGCACCAAGCAUUUCUGCAAAGAAGACAGGGACUGUAAAUACAAGAUAUCAGCUUACUAUUACCAAACAUGAUUCUCAACUGCAAAAGCUGGGCGUUUCUCUCUGUCUGUAAACAGCAGAGUGAAAUCCUACUCAGUGACCAUCAGUGACCUGACUGAAGAUGAUACUGGGACCUACUGGUGUGGAGUAGAAACCAGCAGGACAGAAGACCGUUACAUUGCACUGAUCACACAGGUGAAGCUACGUGUUAUAAGUGAGUAUAAACAAGACUUGGAUCUGAUAGAAGGUGGAGACCUGCAGACUACACUAGACUUCACCUCUCUGUGGGUCAGUGGAUCAACUCUUUACAUCAGUGGUGACUGGUUGGAGGAUAUAUAGGAGGACAGGCUCAUUGUAAUGG